Cladophialophora bantiana CBS 173.52 is the source of this 1551-nucleotide messenger RNA. RefSeq lists its product as uncharacterized. The record is from RefSeq and is a predicted model, not a curated record. The transcript has a single exon. Bases 1 to 1551 code for a protein of 516 amino acids. NCBI's taxonomy places the organism in Eukaryota, Fungi, Ascomycota, Eurotiomycetes, Chaetothyriales, Herpotrichiellaceae.
AUGCUCGCUCAGCAGGUGGGCCGACCAUCCAGGCAUGCUGUAGCACGACUAUUCGAUAAUAGCCGCUGCUUCGUUCUAUUGGUGCGGGUACCUCGACGACCUCGCCCUCAAUCUCUGCAGCUGCUGCAGCAGCAAGCGGCAGGAAUAUGGCAACUUGAGAAGUCUUCCUGCUCCAGAAGAGCCAUUGGCACCUCGGCCACCCACUUGCGCCGCUAUCUCAUAUCUGAAGGCCGCACCACCACCGUGUCCGCGGACUCGUCCACCACCGCCUCUUCCUCCCCUUCCAGACCAUCCUAUCCAUUCUACCUCGAAACUGGCUACUCUGUCUUCGCCAAACGGCCCUCCCGCCCGUUCCCGCCUCCUUUCGUCUCGCUGCCCUCCGGCUCGUUCUCAGACCCUCUGACAACACACAACCCUUCCUCCGUGUCUCGGGGCGCCCGCCGUCCGACCGUGAACGGGGAACUGGUGCGCGGGAUCACGAAUGGCGACGACGCGAUAAUCAUAUCUGCUGCUCGAAACUUCGUCGCCGUCAAUGACGGGGUGGGUGCCUGGGCGCAGAAAGAGAGGGGACACGCCGCCUUGUGGAGCCGACUGAUUGCGCAUUUCUGGGACGUCGAGGUCGAGAAGUCACUCGCCGGUCCAGACGGGAAGGACGCGGUGAAAUUGGGAGACGUCGACCCGGUCCAGAAUCUGCAGGAUGCCUACGACGCGACCAAGAAAGUCACCAAGGGGACGUUGAACAGGGAUCGUGAAGACGAGUUCUAUUCGGAGCCUGAAGAGGGGGAUCGCGAGCGAGCAGACAACGAAGAUGCCUCUUCUUCAUCUCCAUCGACUUUCCAAGAAAGCAAGGAUAACAAGGAUUCCACGAAAAAUGACAUUCUCGGAACGACGACGGCGGCGUCCGCGCUGCUCUAUUACAAACCGCCCUCACCACCACACACAGAACCCACGCCGGUAAUCUUCGCGACAACCCUAGGCGACUGCAAGAUCCUGCUCAUCCGCCCCUCGCAUUUCCCACCGUCUUCUUCCUCCUCUUCCUCCCCCGAAACAGAAAACGACGACGGCGCCGGGGCCCGUGGCCGCGUCCUGUAUCACUCCAAAGAACAAUGGCACUGGUUCGACUGCCCACGCCAACUGGGCACCAAUUCUCCGGAUACACCGCUCCAGAACGCCGUGUGCGACAUUAUCGACAACGUCGAAGUCGGCGACGUGGUUGCCGUCUUGAGCGACGGCGUCACGGACAACCUCUGGGAACACGAGAUCUGCGAAAACAUCUGCGAGAGCAUGUCCCGCUGGAAUAAUCACGGGUCGGGAGAAGGAGGACAGUCGCCGACAAGCCACAGGGAGGAGCAAGAGCUGGAGGAGGCCAAGAAAGACGGUGUCAUCUACGUCGCGCGACGGCUGAUGAAUGCCGCCAGGGAGAUCGCCAUGGAUCCCAACGCCGAGUCGCCGUACAUGGAGAGGGCGUUUGACGAGGGCAUAGCGGCCGAAGGGGGCAAGUUGGACGACAUCUCCGUUGUCAUCGGGGUAGUGAGGAAGACGGAGGCGUGA